Messenger RNA from Gongylonema pulchrum, 273 nucleotides. The record is from the annotation of a GenBank genome assembly. NCBI's taxonomy places the organism in Eukaryota, Metazoa, Nematoda, Chromadorea, Rhabditida, Gongylonematidae.
AUGAAUGGUUUAGCAGAGCACGGGCAUAUCCAUGGGACCCAAAAAUCGUGCACCGCAGGUCUCUAUGUGAGGGGCAUUUUGAGGGAUAUUUUAACGAAACUUACAUUCUGUUUCACUUAUGUUAACAAUGCGUUCUUGGAACUGUUGAAGGGAAUGCCAUUUGAGGAAGCGAACGUCGAGAAUCGGCCGGUCGGACGGCGAAACGGCGCACUGGGCGCUGCGAUGAACUCGAAACAGCGCGUUGGAAACGGUAUGUGUGCACAUGUGCAGUAA